This is a messenger RNA of Phyllostomus hastatus (greater spear-nosed bat), 2584 nucleotides long. RefSeq names its product stearoyl-CoA desaturase 5 (gene SCD5). The transcript is spliced from 5 exons. The coding region runs from base 300 to 1295 and encodes 331 amino acids. Gene Ontology annotation, biological process: lipid metabolic process. The record is from RefSeq and is a predicted model, not a curated record. Gene Ontology annotation, molecular function: oxidoreductase activity, acting on paired donors, with oxidation of a pair of donors resulting in the reduction of molecular oxygen to two molecules of water. Lineage: Eukaryota; Metazoa; Chordata; Mammalia; Chiroptera; Phyllostomidae.
CUCCUCCAGCUCCUCCGCGCCGCUCCCGCCCUCGCGCUCGCUCCCUCCGCCUCACAGCUGAGAUCCGCCCCCGGCUGCAGCGUGUGUAGUACGCCAGCAACAGAUGCCGGGCUCCUAGGUUUGCAUGCUUAGGCCACGCUGAAAGCCUGAAGAGAGAAGGAACCGGAGAAGGGCCAGGAAGGCGGGGACGAAAGGUGUGGAGGUCCCCCCUAAAAGGCAGUAGCCCCCGCCCUCACCAGAGAGAUCCGCGCGGGCAGAUCUCUGCCUGCUGCCGCCGCCGGCGCCCCCGUCUCACAGCCAUGCCAGGCCGGGCCUCCGACCCGGGGAGGGUCCCCCUCUGCAACGCUGCGGAGGAAAGCGGUGCCGGGGUUCAGGGCUCGGCGGCCGGCGGCUGCAGCCAGGAGAGGCCGGGCGCAGGCGAGCAGCGGCAGAACAUCGUGUGGAGGAACGUCGUCCUGAUGAGCCUGCUCCACUUGGCCGCUGUGUACUCCCUGGUGCUCAUCCCCAAAGCCAAGCCGCUUACACUGCUCUGGGCCUACUUCUGCUUCCUCCUGACUGCUCUGGGUGUGACAGCUGGUGCCCAUCGCUUGUGGAGCCACAGGUCCUAUAAGGCCAAGCUGCCUCUGAGGAUAUUUCUGGCUGUCGCCAACUCCAUGGCUUUUCAGAAUGACAUCUUCGAGUGGUCCAGGGACCACCGAGUCCACCACAAGUACUCAGAGACUGAUGCUGAUCCCCAUAACGCCCGCCGGGGCUUCUUCUUCUCCCACAUUGGGUGGCUGUUUGUUCGGAAGCAUCAGGAUGUCAUCGAGAAGGGGAGAAAGCUAGACAUCACUGACCUCCUGGCUGAUCCUGUGGUCCGAUUCCAGAGAAAGUACUAUAAGAUCUCCGUGGUGCUCAUGUGCUUUGUGGUCCCCACACUGGUGCCCUGGUGCAUCUGGGGAGAGAGUCUGUGGAAUUCCUACUUCUUGGCCUCCAUUCUUCGCUAUACCAUCUCACUCAACAUCACCUGGCUGGUCAACAGUGCUGCCCACAUGUAUGGAAACCGGCCCUAUGAUAAGCACAUCAGCCCUCGGCAGAACCCACUGGUCACUCUGGGUGCUGUUGGUGAAGGCUUCCACAAUUACCACCACACCUUUCCCUUUGACUACUCUGCAAGCGAAUUUGGCUUAAAUUUCAACCCCACCACCUGGUUCAUUGACAUCAUGUGCUGGCUGGGGCUGGCCACUGACCGCAAACAGGCGACCAAGCCAAUGAUCGAGGCCCGGAAAGCCAGGACUGGCGAUGGCAGCGCUUGAACCUGGAACCACCGUCCCACAUGUCUGCCCUUGACACCUUGGUCCCUGCCUUCUGUUACUAUAGUUCUCUUUCUCAUUGGAUUGUGGGAGGGGAUAGAGGGUGGGAGGGAAUGGAAUUUAUGUGGUUCAGAAAUAUUUUGUUUGUCUCAAAGUCAAGAUAUAACUACCAAUGAAAACAAAAGUUUUUUAAGUCAAUGUAAUGAUGAUUUAACCUUAGAGUGUGGACAUGUGAUUUAAUUGCUGUGGCUACAACAUGUCAAACAUACAUUGUCAUGUGCUUGUUCCCAGUGUUAACCCUGACAAGAUGAAGGAAUUUAAUAUUCUUUCAGUGUGAUUCAGGAGAGCAUUUUCUUUUCUACCAUUUAACCCAGCAUUAUUUUAAAACACACUACCUGAAGGGCAGAGGGACAGGGUAGCAGACAAAAGAGGGGGUCUAAGUAGUAACUAAAGAUGUUUCUGUUUUGUAAUUAUUAUAUUUUUGUUAUUUUUUAAGUUAGAGAAUUGAACAUUUUAAAAAAUGAAAAUACAGGAAAUGGCUCUCUCUCUCUCUUUUUUUGCCCCAUUUACAGCUUGUUAAUGCUCCACCAUUUUUGCAUCAAAAGAGAUCUGUUCACUGCCCAGCUAGUUCUGUGUCCCAAGCCAUACGCCUGGCUGACCCCAUAAACCAGUCCCUGUUUAGGUGUUCAAUUUUGUCCUCUUUGUUAUUGUCAUUUUAAAGGUGUAUAACUCAGAUGUGCCAGACAUCAAAUUAAGCUCUCAUUUCAAUGUUUAGAUACCUAAUUUAUACUCUAAUUGAUCCUAGCCACUGAUGCAUGUACUUUAGCUGCUUCUGCUAAACAAGCAUAUUAAUUUUCCACACCAGACCAUCAGAUAGUAAUAGCUGAGAGUUAUCUAGAACUUAGUGUCUACUAAUGUUUCACCUGCAUGCAGCCAUCACUGAUUUUGCAGCAAAAUAUAAAGCGAUCAUUAUGUAGCUUCAGGAUUAAAAAAUUUUUGUAUGUUAUGUUGCCUUGUAAAGAGCAUGUUGAAUUGACUGGACUGUGUGCCCUUUGUGUUAGGUGUUAGAGCCAAAGAAAGACUUAUAGAGUUGGCGGUGGAGCCCUUUGAAGAUAGAUCUUUUUAGGAAAGAUGUAGGAUUUAAAAUUGAAAUUUUAAAUUUUUGAAAAAGAAGUGAUGCCAAUAGGAAAUUGUCAUAAUGAAGUUCUUCAUCCAGCAGGUGUUUAACAGUGUUAUUUUGCCAUUAAUAAUGUAUAAACUAUAGGUGAUUUGCAAUAAAUGAUUAUGAAUUU